Papaver somniferum (opium poppy) is the source of this 471-nucleotide messenger RNA. Its product is annotated as putative plant UBX domain-containing protein 14. Bases 1 to 471 code for a protein of 156 amino acids. Lineage: Eukaryota; Viridiplantae; Streptophyta; Magnoliopsida; Ranunculales; Papaveraceae. The record is from RefSeq and is a predicted model, not a curated record. The transcript is spliced from 2 exons.
AUGGAGAGCGUUGUCGAUGAGCAAGAAGCCUCUCUCGUUUCUUGGUUAUUUGAGAUGAAGAAUAACGUUGCAGAGCAAGAGAUAGAGAGUGAUUUUAAUGAUCAAGAAUGGGGGAUUGAUGAUGAUGUGCACGAAGAGAUAGAGAGUUAUGCUGCUGAACAAUCAAUCCCGAUUGCGAAACAAUUUUUAGAAGCAACGAACUGGGAUCUUCAAAAAGCAAUUAGGCUGCUUUUCAGUGCAGAAGUGCGUUAUCCAAACACAUCUUAUGAGCUUAUGAACUUAGGAGAGGCAAACUUUAGGGCCGAGAUGGUUCGCUCUGAUGUUAGUGCAACAGAUAACUCUCUAGAUGAUAAUCUAGUUUCCAUGUAUCCUCCCCCUCUAAAACUGAUGUAUGAUGGACCUUUCCAUAAGGAAAAGAAAGGCGCAGAAGAUGAAGACAAGUGGUUGAUAGUAAAUGUGCAAUCUAAAUAA